This is a messenger RNA of Gloeophyllum trabeum ATCC 11539, 2020 nucleotides long. RefSeq names its product V-type ATPase. The record is from RefSeq and is a predicted model, not a curated record. Gene Ontology annotation, molecular function: ATP hydrolysis activity; proton-transporting ATPase activity, rotational mechanism; ATP binding. Gene Ontology annotation, cellular component: fungal-type vacuole membrane; proton-transporting V-type ATPase, V1 domain. Bases 70 to 1923 code for a protein of 617 amino acids. Lineage: Eukaryota; Fungi; Basidiomycota; Agaricomycetes; Gloeophyllales; Gloeophyllaceae. The transcript has 11 exons. Gene Ontology annotation, biological process: ATP metabolic process; proton transmembrane transport.
GUGACUUGUUACGACACUUACCUAGGAGUUGGCAUCUAUCACCGUCAUCCCUCUUGCUUCACUUCCAUCAUGGCCGGCGCACUACCAAACGCAAAGAGGGACCUGCCCAAGAUCAGGGAUGAAGACCGUGAAUCGCGUUUCGGUCAAGUCUUUGGUGUCUCCGGUCCUGUGGUCAUCGCGGAGAACAUGACCGGGUCGGCCAUGUAUGAAUUGGUGCGCGUCGGGCACGAUGAACUAGUCGGAGAGGUCAUUCGUAUCGAUGCGGACAAGGCGACGAUUCAAGUGUACGAGGAGACGUCAGGAGUAACAGUAGGAGACCCUGUGCUACGAACAGGGAAGCCGCUGAGUGUUGAGCUCGGUCCAGGUCUGAUGGGUAACAUCGUCGAUGGAAUCCAACGACCGCUUCGUUCCAUCCAAGAACUCUCGAAAUCCAUCUAUAUACCCCGUGGAAUUAAUACCACUGCCCUGGAUCGGUCGUUGAAGUGGGACUUCUCACCAGUGAACUAUAAAGUCGGCGAUCACAUAACGGGUGGUGAUAUCUUCGGUCGGGUAUAUGAAAACUCGCUAGUAGAUAACCACAAGAUUAUGUUAGGGCCCAGAGCCCUCGGUACCAUCACACACAUCGCCGAGAAAGGCAGCUAUGCCGUGGAUGACGUCGUGUUGGAGACAGAGUUCGAAGGAAAGAAGACUCAGCACACGAUGAUGCAGCUCUGGCCAGUACGAGCACCCCGGCCUGUAUCAGAGAAACAUACAGCCGAUUAUCCUCUCACUACUGGUCAAAGAAUUCUGGACGCUCUCUUCCCCUGUGUUCAAGGCGGGACAACUGCCAUUCCCGGUGCUUUCGGAUGUGGAAAGACUGUCAUUUCACAAGCUAUCUCCAAGUUCUCCAACAGCGACAUUAUCAUCUAUGUUGGGUGUGGCGAACGUGGUAACGAAAUGGCGGAAGUCUUGAUGGAUUUCCCGGAGUUAACCAUGGAAGUUGGCAACCGUCAAGAACCCAUUAUGAAGCGGACUACCUUGGUCGCGAAUACGUCGAAUAUGCCUGUGGCUGCUCGUGAAGCUUCCAUUUACACCGGUAUCACCCUCGCCGAGUACUUCCGUGACCAGGGUACGAACGUGUCGAUGAUGGCGGACUCGACGUCGCGUUGGGCCGAGGCACUUCGUGAAAUCUCUGGUCGUUUGGCGGAGAUGCCCGCAGAUUCCGGUUAUCCUGCGUACCUUGGAACGAAACUGGCCAGUUUCUACGAGCGUGCAGGCAAAGUCACAUGUCUAGGUAAUCCUGUCAGGCAGGGUACUGUCUCGAUUGUUGGCGCCGUCUCUCCCCCCGGCGGUGAUAUGUCAGAUCCUGUCACGUCCGCCACUCUCGGUAUCGUGCAGGUGUUCUGGGGCCUCGAUAAGAAGUUGGCACAGCGAAAGCACUUUCCCUCUGUCAACUGGAGUCAGUCUUACUCCAAGUACACCAAGGUCCUCGAACCCCAUUACGAAGCGACUGAGCCCGGCUUCGUGGAGUUGCGUAUGAAAGCCAAAGAGAUUCUUCAGAAGGAAGAGGAUCUCGCAGAAAUUGUCCAGCUCGUCGGCAAGAGUGCGCUUGGCGAGAACGACAAGAUCACCCUGGAAGUGGCUCGCAUGCUUAAGGAUGACUUCUUGCAGCAAAAUGGCAUGAGCGAGUAUGACCGGUACUGUCCCUUCUAUAAGACCAGUGCAAUGCUGCGGAAUUUCGUGGCGUUCCACGAUACGGCUGUGAAGCUCGUCACCACCACGGAUAUGACCUUUGCGAGGGUCAGGGACUCUGCUAGUGAUCUAAUGUUCAAGCUCUCGCAGAUGAAGUUUGAGUCUCCUUCACAGGGAGAAGAACCCAUUAGGCAGAAGCUUGAUGCGCUGUAUAACGAGAUUCAGGAGAAGUUCAGACAGAUGGCUGAGUAGUCGUGCUCCGGAGGCUGUGUGUCUAGAAUUCAAUAUUAAUGACAUGUAAUGCAUCACGCCUCUCGAGCUACAUAGAGGGUUGUUCCAAGCCAUUGGC